AUGAAUAUCGAGACACCACCAGAUGAUGGCUGGGGGAAUAGCUCGAAUUGGGAAUACAAGCAACCUCAAAAGGUCAACGCCACUUUGCCCUUUCGGCCAAAUCGCAAUACGAACUUUCUUUCAGACGCACAUUAUUUCCAAUUGAAAAAUCAAGCGAGGAAAAAGAUCAUUGAUGAUGAUCUACCAAAUCUGCGCACGCCUAGCCAAACUGUCAGUAAUGACAGCAAUCUACAGGAGCUCAAGGACAGACAAGGCUGGAACGAUGUUUUUGUUGCCAGCUACAAUUUAGCACGCAAGAACAAAAGUGUAUCGGAUGCCUGGACUAAGCCUAUUGAGAGAAGCGCUAAAAAGCCACUUCAGCUGUCAGAGGCUCUUCUUUAUCGAACUCGAAAAAUCACAAACCCAGAAGGGGAAUUUUCCCAGGAUGCCAAGUUCACUGGUAAUGUAUUCGAAUAUACUCCAAAACCACCCACAACACCCGAAGCUCUGUGCGCGUUAUACUUGAAACGUAGAAUGAAACGAGAUACGAUUCGCAAUAGUAUCUCCAAACCUCAAGGGCCAGAGCAGAAAGCGAGGGAGAUGGAGUUGGAAAAGACGCGGAAGAAGAAGGAAAAGGAGGCAAAGUCAGGCCGCUCAGCCUCGCAAUGGAUUUUUGAGAAUCUAAUAGAUCUCUCUUGUGUUCCACUAUUUGGUGUCGAUCUGGCGGCUAUUAUCCCCUACAGAUUCGAGGAAUUGGAAAAGGAAGUGAUUGAAAGGAUCAAGGAACGGUAUAGUAUGUACUUCAUGAAGGUUAUUAUUCGUUAA
Messenger RNA from Penicillium odoratum, 804 nucleotides. RefSeq lists its product as uncharacterized. NCBI's taxonomy places the organism in Eukaryota, Fungi, Ascomycota, Eurotiomycetes, Eurotiales, Aspergillaceae. The transcript is spliced from 2 exons. The coding region runs from base 1 to 804 and encodes 267 amino acids. The record is from RefSeq and is a predicted model, not a curated record.